ACCCGGAAGUACGCUUCCCACAUAAUGCAUCUGAUCUGAUAUCUACAUCCCGUUUAGCAAAACUGCGCGCUAAAUUCAAAACUCAAAAACCAAUCUCAGGGUUUCUUAAGGUAUGGAGGGUGACAUAAUGGAGGUAGGAGAUCUGAAGCACAACCCGGAUGAUAUGACCACCAUUCAUGUGGAGGUUCAUGUCAAAUCAAGCAGUACUGCUGAGAGGUCUGAUGUGAAGAUGCACGUUCUGGCUCUGCUGAAGCGUCACUGCGUGGUGUUCGGGGUGUACAGAUGGACAGAAUUUGACGAGGACUUCCUCACCAAACAUGUGCAGUCGGUGGCGAUAGUGGACACUGAGAGAAAGCCCAUAGAUCUGAAAAGCUGCUGUCUUUCCAUCCACAUCUUCGUCCUGAAUGAGGACGGGCCCAGCACUCUUACUCUGGAGGAAGACGAGGAGCUCUCUGCAGCCAAUCACUGGCUUUUGCCAGCCGCUGAAUUCCAUGGGAUCUGGGAGAGUCUGGUGUAUGAUAGCGGAGUGAAAACGCAACUUUUGGAUUACGUCUCAACGACAAUUUACUUCUCUGACAAAAACGUGGACAGCAACCUGAUUUCAUGGAACCGGGUUGUCUUGCUUCAUGGUCCUCCUGGCACUGGGAAGACGUCUCUGUGUAAAGCUCUGGCCCAGAAGCUGUCAAUAAGACUAGCCAACCGGUACACCUACGGACAGUUUGUUGAGAUCAACAGCCACAGUUUGUUUUCCAAAUGGUUCUCCGAGAGUGGUAAACUGGUCACGAAGAUGUUCCAGAAGAUUCAGCAGCUGAUCGACGACAAGGAAGCUCUCGUGUUUGUUCUAAUCGACGAGGUGGAGAGUCUGACUGCGGCGCGGAACGCCUCGCAGGCCGGAACGGAGCCCUCCGAUGCCAUCCGGGUGGUGAACUCUGUCCUCACCCAGCUGGACCAGAUAAAACGACACCCAAAUGUAGUGAUCCUCACCACGUCCAACGUGACAGAGAAGAUAGACCUGGCGUUUGUGGACAGAGCUGACAUCAAGCAGUACAUUGGCCCUCCAUCUGUGGAGGGUAUCUUCAGCAUCUACCUGUCUUGUCUCCAGGAACUCAUGAAGUGCCAGAUCAUCUACCCCAGACAGCAGCUGCUGACCAUGUUUGAGCUGGAGACGAUGGGCUUCAGGGAGUGCAACGUGUCAGAACUUAGCCUGGUUCUCAGGAACAUCGCCACAAAGAGCAAAGGCCUCAGCGGAAGAGCUCUAAGGAAACUCCCCUUUCUGGCCCAUGCCCUGUUUGUGAAGACCCCCACUGUGUCCCUGGAGAGGUUUCUGGAGGCCAUGGACCUGGCGGUGGAUAAACAGAUUGAGGAGAGGACCCAGCUGCUGAACUGUGUCUGAUUUAUCACGCCUGAACCAGUCUGGCCCUGCCUUAACAUCAGACUCUGUACAAUGACAGAGAUGCCGAAAACCAACUGCCCAGUAGUUCCACUAAGAGUAUUGAACGCAGAUGAACAGCUUUGUCUUGGUUGUGUUUUGGUGGCUGCCACAGUGUUUGACUGUGAAAGGGAAGCUUGCCUAUUGGUCAUCUCGAUAUCUGGGGUUUCUUGCUUGUGUCCAUGUCAUUUAUCUAAGACCACCCAAAUGUAUAUCGUGUCAGAUACGCAAUGUAAGAGCCGCAAAAGGGCUGGUCUGACUACCUGUGUAGCAACAGUCUGCAAACAUAAGAUGUCUCACAAGUUGAAACCACUCAGGAUCACCAUUAUCACCAAGCUGAUUGGAUUUUUGUGUUGGGUUCCUGCAUAGGAUCUCAAUGCAGCUUUAAACAGCAUUUGAUGGAACAGAUCUGCUUUUAUCCCAAGCUCUACCGGCUGGCAUUUCAUGUCUGUUUUAUUUAACGGUUAAGGAAUAUGCUUUUUUUUUUUUUUUUUAUCAUUUUCUCACAACUAAAAUGUUGGUACACUGUCUACUGAAAGAGGAAGCCAUUUUAACACUAGACAGUUUUCAAAGGAUCACAGUCGACCAUUAUAGUGUUCCAAUGUCCUGACAUUGUAGGGGCUAGUUUUGUGAACGCAGAUUGAGCUGGUCUAGAACUAAUAACAGCUGGUCUAGAACUAAGAACAGCUAGUCUGGAGCUAAAAACAAAAGAUCGAGCUCAAGGGCGAAUUCCAUUGAGUUUUUUCUUAAUCUGUGUCUGUGAAAUCAAUUCCAGUUGGCCCAAGUGUCCUUAUGGUGUGUUCUGUUUUUAAUAGGCCUUGGUUGUGUGCAGAGUUUGCAUUUAAUGACUGUUGGAAUUUUUUUCUGUACGAGUGUGUUUUCUUCUUUGCGUUUGAUAUGUGGUGCAAAGAAACAGAAAGAUAAUCUUUCUGGUACCGUAAAUUAUUACAAAUGCGAUGUUCUAAAUUGCCCAUGUAGGAAAAGUUCACUCUAAAUGUUCAGUUCUGAUUAAUUUAGAACAUUUGUGGUAGGUAGUUUUCUUUUGUACACAGCAAUGUGUCAUGUACUGUCACAAAACAUCAAAUGCUCUUUGUGCCAACUCAGGAUUAAAACGUUUCUAACAAACCUGUUUGUAUAUUACAUGAAUAUUAAAGUCUUUA
Esox lucius (northern pike) is the source of this 2589-nucleotide messenger RNA. RefSeq names its product thyroid hormone receptor interactor 13 (gene trip13). The record is from RefSeq and is a predicted model, not a curated record. Gene Ontology annotation, molecular function: ATP binding; ATP hydrolysis activity. Gene Ontology annotation, biological process: reciprocal meiotic recombination; meiotic recombination checkpoint signaling. The transcript has 13 exons. Bases 113 to 1393 code for a protein of 426 amino acids. NCBI's taxonomy places the organism in Eukaryota, Metazoa, Chordata, Actinopteri, Esociformes, Esocidae. Gene Ontology annotation, cellular component: chromosome; nucleus.